GACUCAUCAAUCAGCCCUGGCGCGUCUGGCUGCAAGAGACGAGCAAGAGUGUGACGCGACGAUGACGAGGGGUUCUGACAACCGCGGUGAUGGCGGUGAUGGCCAUGCUUCAGCUGCCCCUGCUGCCCCUGCUACCACUGCUGCUGCCGCUGCGAGAGAAGGGAAGGAAUGGGCGACGAGGAAGGAGUUGCCGGCGCCUUCUGUGUGGCUGCAGCUGCGCACUGUCUUGUGGAAGAAUUGGACCCUGAAGAAGCGCAAACCCAUGUCCUUGGCAGCGGAGCUGGUGCUCCCUCUCUUCCUGUUUAUCUUGCUCGCCCUUGUGCGCACCCGUCGCCCCGCCGAGCUUGUGCCGACUGCAACGUACAAUGCGGCUGCCCUGCCGUCAUCGGGCGUGAUUGCGCUGACUCAAAGCCUCGUGUGCAAUGGCAUCGCCAACUUCGACAUGGCUUCGUCCGGGCAGGACAAAACAACCCUGGAGCGCGUCGUCGAUAUCCUCGACAAGCACGACCUGACGCCAGCCACCUUCCAGCGCGCAGUGACCCGCACCACGCUUGACAUCCAGCAGCUGCAGGACCUUGCAGCGUCGCAGAACUCAACGGCCGCCCUGUUUGUGGAAGAGCUCGCGCGGCAGCUCCAACUCGACACCAUCAACCUCGACUUGGACAGCGCAGCCGCCACGAGAGCAGACGCGCAGCCCAUCACGCAGGCCACGGUGGACGCCAUCUGCACCGCAGCACACAGCCUCGUGCCGCUGUGGGUGGAGGGCGACACGAAUCUCGACCUUGAGGCGCUCGCCGCCAUCCUGGGCCUCAACACCACCACCGCCGCCGCCGCCGCCAUACAAGACGGGUCCCUGUCCGCCCUUACCGCUGCAGCGCUGGCCAGUGAUGCCUUCAUCAACACCACGUUACCCGCUGUGCUGCUUACCCUGAACGAGGUGUACCCGGACUUGUUCCAGUUCACGCCCGCGCAGGUGGCCGAUGUGCAAGCGGCACUGUGGCAGGCGGAGGUGGAGGGCGACACACCCCUGCAGAUCGCAAGUGAGCUCCAGUCGCUCGUGGGGGAAUACACGUCCUUGCCAGAGCCCGUCGUUGCCGCUCUCUUCCUUGUGGACACCUACGAUGAGCCCGCACGCGUGGCAGAGGUGGCCGUUGGCGUCGCAAACCGCACAGGGGCCAUCACCCCCGCCCUGGCCGCCAACCUGACACGCGAGGUGCACCGGCUCGAACGCGAUCUGCAGGCACUCAACAGCGCCGGGCGCGCAUUGCAGGAGAUCAACAAUCUGCCCGGCAUUCAGGACCUGCGACAACGGCUGGAGGAGGAGGGCACGGAGAUUGACGUGCUGAGCGCAUGGCGGGACGUGGCCUGCGCGAGCGGCGCUGAAGGCGCUGUUGGCGGGCGAUUCAGGUUCCGACGCGACGCGGACCGUGAUGAGGGUGACGGUGAUAGCAGUGGUGGCAGUGGUGGUGGCAAUAGCGGUGGUGCAAGUGGUGGUAUUGCAAGCAAUCAUGACAGUGGUGGCCGUGUGAUGGCGGAGGAGGACCACGAGGCUUGGGCGACACAGAACCUUCAUGCUCAACCUCGACACCACACACACCACACUGCGUCACCCUCAUCCCCUCCGCCAUCGCCCGCCCUGUUCCCUGCUCGCCCAUCAUCUGGGCUGCUGGGUGCCGUGCGCGACAUGGUUGUGAAGCCUUGGUCAUCUCUCCUCCCAUCAGCCACAGGGGGUGGUGGUGGUGGUGGUGGUGGUGGUGGUGGUGGUGGUGGUGGUGGUGGACCGAGUGAGCGACACCGCCGCAAUGAGCAGCCGCUGGAUCUCUCGUUUGAUGUCAACUCCAACGUGGUCAAGUUGCUUGACCUCGUGCGCCAGGGAACCAUCUACUACGCGCCAGAUGUGCCCGACGUCCGCGCCGUCAUCAGUGAGGCGAAUGUAACGCUGCAGCAGAUUGAGCUGCUUGGAUCUGCCCUCGACUGCGCGCUCAACAUCACCCGCCCGUACGCAAACAACAUCACGCAAACGCUCACAGACAUCAACAACAGCACACAGACGAGCGUGAGCGAUGACACACUGCGCAACAUCACCCGCACCGUACUGGACCCACAACAGCGGCAACAACAGCAACAGCAACAGCAAGGCAACUUUUCCUUCACCCGUCUCAUCAACCCAAACCUCUGGCGCGGAUUCCCCGAUGAGGAGGCGCUUGUGGCUGCCGCCCAGGGCACUGAAAACGUGUACAACGUGUUUGGUGGUGUUGUGUUUCGCGGCGUUGGCGCAGACGGCGCCCUCCCACACAACCUGACCCUCUCCCUGCGCUUCCACGCGCUCAAGGUGCCGCGCACAGACUCGUUGCAACCGGAGUACACAUGGGACAACGACGGAGACGUCAGCAACCAGCUGUACUACUACUUUGGCUUUGUGUUCCUGCAGGACCUGAUGGAGCGCGCGUAUGUGCAGUACCGCAGCAACCACACCGUGCCCCUGCCCGCCGUGUAUGCGCAGAACUUUCCCGUGCCGGCGUUUCGCGACGACCUGUUUGCGUGGGGCACCGGGCGUACGCUGCCGCUGUUCAUGGUGCUCUCGCGCAUCUACUCCGUGUCGCGCCUCACCAAGAACAUCGUGUACGAGAAGGAGAAGCGCCUCAAGGAGUACAUGAAGAUCAUGGGCAUGAACGACCGCGUGCACUGGCUCGGGUGGUUCCUGACGUACCUCGCCAUCAUGACUGUCAACGUCAUCAUGAAGACAGCGGUGCUCAGCCUGGGCGAUGUGCUUGCCUUCAGCAACCCGUUGCUCAUCUUCAUUUAUCUUGAGCUCAGCGGCAUUGCUGGCAUCCUCCUCUCCUUUGUGUUUUCCACCUUCUUUUCGCGCGCGCGCAUUGCUGCAGCCGUGUCGGGCAUGCUGUACUUUGGCACGUACAUGCCGUACGUGUUUCUCGCCAUUCGCGAGGAGACGCUCGGCGCUGCUCCCAAGUGGGCCGGCAGCCUCCUCUCCACCACCGCUUUUGGCAUUGGCGCCAGCUACAUUGCCCAAUUCGAGGAGGUUGGUGUUGGGCUCCAGUGGUCCAACGCGGACUCUGGCGUCGGCCCCUGCGACCAGUUCAGCUUUGCCAAAGCCAUGUUCAUGCUCAUCCUCGACUGCUUCCUCUACGCGGGCCUCGUCUGGUACAUUGCCUCCAUCGCUCCAAGCUUCGGCAUUCCAAAGCCGUGGCACUUCCCCUUCCACCUCAGCUACUGGUUCCCGAAUCGCGCCAUUGGCAACGGCCGCAAGAGCGCGUGGGGCCGCUCCCGUGCACACGAGUACAACAUCUCUGCUCUCCACACCCGAGAGGAAGACGAACACCGCCAGCACAUGCACGGGGGCGCGCUGCCUGUUCCCGCUGGGAUGGAUGCCGCGAAGUUUGAAUCGCUGUCACAGACGACGCAAGUUGGCAUUUGCGUCGACCACUUGACCAAGGUGUACGCCAGCGAAAGCGGGUCCUGCUUUGGACAGCAGUCGCACCUCGCCGUUGACGACCUCAGCUUUGAUGUUCACAGCAACGGCAUCACUGCACUGCUGGGCCACAACGGCGCUGGCAAGACGACCACCAUCAGCAUCCUCACGGGCCUCUUCCCGCCCACCAGCGGCACUGCAUACGUGCACGGGCGCGAUGUGCGCACACACAUGGAUGUGAUCCGACGCGGGCUUGGCAUCUGUCCGCAGCACAACGUCCUGUUUGAUGACCUCACGGUGCAGGAGCACCUGUUGUUCUGCGGCAGGCUGCGCUGUAUUUCCCGUCACAAACUGCAGCAGAAAAUCAGCCAGUACUUGAGGGACGUUGGUUUGGAGAGCAAGCGCGACUUUCUUGCCUCGAAACUGAGCGGUGGACAGAAACGAAAGCUCUCUGUUGCAAUGGCGUUCCUGUGCGGGAGCGAAGUUGUCAUCCUCGACGAAGCCACGGCAGGCAUGGACCCUCGGGCACGCCGGUCAACGUGGGAUUUGCUGCUGCGGUACAAGAAGACCCGUACCAUUCUUCUAUGCACCCACCACCUUGAUGAGGCGGAUCUGCUGAGCGACCGCAUCUGCAUGCUAGCCAACGGGCGGCUGCAGUGCACGGGCUCUCCACUCUUUCUCAAGCGCGCCUUCAACGCUUCCUAUGUCCUCACGUUUGAAGUCGACCGUUCGCGCGUGAGCGUGGAUUCGCUGCUGGAGUUUGUGACAGCGCAUGUGUCUGGCGCCGAACUGGCCGACGACGUGGGGCAGGAGGUGUCUGUGCGGCUGUCGCGGGAAUCAACAUCGCAGUUUCCGUCACUUUUCAGCGCUCUCGAGGGCACGCGUGAUGAGCUCGGCAUUGUCACGUAUGGUGUUGCUGCAACGACACUGGAGGACGUGUUUCUGCAGGUUGCAUCUGCUGCCGACGACACGCACGUGCUCGCCAGGGACGCCCGUCUGCGCACAGCGACGCCAGCAAACGCGCCAGUGCCAGUGCGAGGUCGCGCGCCGGCGUGUGAGCGGGGAAAUGGCACGUCAUCAUCACCGCCGUCAGCAUUGAUGGUGUCAACUUCUUCGGCGUCGGUCACCAGCGACGAUGCGCAACAGCUGAUCCGAGAGGACGAAACCAAUGCGGCCGCAACUGCACAGAGGCACACUAGCAGCCAUGGCCACAACCGCAGUCUGUGGCAACGCCUGGUGUCGUCAUCACCAUCACCACCAUCAUUAACAUCAUCAUCACCACCAGCGCGAUGGCAGGACGCACCCGUCUCGGCCAACGGCGCUUACACAGGCAACCUUGUUACGGGCGUUGCGCUCGUGCAGCAGCGGUACAAAGCACUGUUUGCAAAGCGGUGGGCCAUUGUCAAGCGGGAUGGACGUGCCUUCCUCUCCCAAAUCGUCCUCCCAGCUCUGUUCGUGGUGCUCGGGAUGCUGGUUGCCACUGCGUUUCCGCCCGUUGGAGAGCAGCCGCCGCUUCAGCUCAACCCAGACAUCUUUCGUCAGCACUGCGCAGAGGACAGCACAGCCGCCACCACCCCAUAUGCACGCGCCUCAAACACCUCUUACGCAGCCAACAUCACUCGGGCCAUUCCACUUGGUGCUGAGGCCGCGUUUCAGUUCCUCAAUUUGGAAAGUGACCCGGACUUUCUGUCCAGUGCACGAAACAUGACGGCGUAUCUUCUCAACACUUACGAUGAGCUGCAGUUCACCAGGCGUGCGGCGGUGACGGUUGAGAAUGCAGUCAACCCUGUUGUUCGUCUUUCCGCUGCGUUCAAUACGCCAGAGCUUGAAACAACGCUCGAAAAUGUCACCUUUGAAACGAUGCGUGGGUGGUUUGACAACAGGCACUACCAUUCGCUGCCAACGGCUGUGCACCUGGCGCACGAUGCGGUCCUGCGUGCCAACACCAACAACGAGUACAGCCUCGUCAUCGAAAGCUACCCGCUCAACUCCACCGCAGACGAGAUGACACAGGAGUAUCUGGAAUCCGGCACCGACCUGACUGUUGCCAUCAACACCAUCCUCGCCCUCUCCUUUGUUCCGGCCUCUUUCGUCGUCUUCCUCAUUUCGGAACGCGUCACAAAGGCGAAACACUUGCAAGUCGUCAGUGGUCUGGAGUUGAAUACAUAUUGGAUUGGAAACUUCGUCUGGGAUCUCACCAAUUACCUCUUCCCAGCCCUCGUUGCUCUCCUCAUCUUCGUCGCCUUUGAUCUGCCGGCGUAUUCGGGCCGGAAUCUCGGGCCGGUCACCGCGCUGCUGCUGCUGUAUGGAUGGAGCAUCACCCCCAUCAUGUACAACCUGUCCUUCCUCUUCAAGAUUCCGUCCACAGGGUACAUUGUGCUUAUCUGCGCCAACUUGUUCGUUGGUGUCACGGCGACACUCACAACGUUCAUCCUCGACCUCUUCCCUGAAGAUGAGGAUCUGACGGAAAUCAACGGGGUGCUGAAAUGGGUCUUCCUCGUGUUUCCAAACUACUGCCUCGGUCGUGGGUUGAUGGAUUUGGCCGCAAACGAAUACAUUGCGCAGUUUUAUGAGGCUGCUGCUGAUCUGGUUGAGGGCGUUCCUACAUACCAGUCACCAUUCAAGUUUGACAUCAUCGGCAGAAAUUUGUUUUUCAUGGCCAUGCAAGGCGCAUUGUUCUUUGCGCUGAAUCUCUUCCUGGAGCACCGACGCGCGCACCAACAGCGGUCGAAAGACAACGCGGCAGCUCCCAGCACAUCCACAGUUGGCACCAUUGACGAUGAUGUGCAGCGAGAAGCGCUGACUGUCCGCGAGCGGCUGCAGGAAUAUAUUUCCACACGCGCUCUCGUCAUGCUCGACUUGGCAAAGGUGUACAAGGGAAAACGCAAGACCACAAAGGCUGUGAGAGGGCUGACGCUCUCUGUUCCUCGCGGGGAAUGCUUUGGCCUCCUUGGUGUCAACGGUGCAGGCAAAACUACGACGUUCAAGAUGCUGACGGGUGAUGUGUCCGUCUCUGCCGGUGAAGCCUGGAUUGCUGGCAGCUCCAUUCUCUCCAAACUUGAUUCAGUUCGACAACAUCAAGGGUACUGUCCACAGUUUGACGCUCUCAAUGAUCUGCUCACCGGCCGAGAAAUGCUCACGCUCUACUGUCGCUUGAGGGGGAUUCCAGAGCAGCACAUCCCAAGUAUCUGCGCGUGGGCAAUCCACAAGAUGCAGCUGACAAAAUGGGCCGACCGUGUCACAAAGGUGUAUUCUGGCGGGAACAAGCGCAAGUUGAGUGUUGCACUGUCCCUUCUUGGCACGAGCGAAGUUGUCAUGUUGGAUGAGCCGACCGCCGGCAUGGACCCGCGUGCGCGCCGGUUUCUCUGGUCGCAAAUCACCGACGUCGUGCGUGCUGGGCGAAGCGUCAUCCUGACCUCCCACGCCAUGGACGAGUGCCAAGCCCUGUGCCAGCGGCUGGCCAUCAUGGUCAAUGGAGAGUUCAAGUGCAUUGGUACCCCGCAGCACCUCAAGUCAAAGUUUGGCGAUGGAUACACACUCUCCCUCAAGGUGCAAGGCUACCCACCUGACACUCGUCCCGCCCUACAUUUUGUCAAGCAGCAUUUCGAAGGCUCCUCGCUGGAAGAAUGCCACAACGGGCUGAUUCGGUUUCAUAUCCCCAACCGUACAGUGGAAGCAUUGACGCUGGCGCGAUGCUUUGACCUGCUGGAACAGGCUGUGCGUGACGCCGGUGUUGAGGACUACAGCUUCUCCCAAACAACACUUGAGCAGAUCUUCUGCCGCUUUGCGGAGCAGGGCGCUGAGGCAGCCGCAGAGGAAGAGAAUGAAGAUGAUAGUGAUGAAAGUACAGGGGGAGGAAGAGGAACACCGGACGCAAGGGCUGGUGAUUUGGGAGCGGGAACAGCAACCGUGGUCAUGAACAUGGCAUUUGAGGAGAAAGAACAGGAGGAGGAGAGCAAUGCGCUGCAUGCUGGUGGCCUCAUGAGCGCCAAUGAUGGCGAACUCUCGAGUGAUGAUGGUCCUGACGAUGGGCAUGGGCAGGAAGCAACUCGCGAUGACCCGGGCUACCUCGCCAUUCUGCCGUAAAUUCCAGUCGUGUAACUUUCUUUGUUUCUUUGUUUGUCUUCGCUGGUGUAUUGAAGCCGUUUGUCCGUUUACUGUUGGCAUUGGUGCCUUUCUGACUGAGUGCGAUGCUCGCUCCCUCCUUUACCAACAACCAACGUGCGUGUGUGUAACACAAAAAGUAACCAGCUCGUUCGCGCCAUCUUAGGAAACAUCCAACGCACUACACGAGCAAAUGAAGCUCAACAAGAA
This is a messenger RNA of Salpingoeca rosetta, 7744 nucleotides long. Its product is annotated as RIM ABC transporter. The transcript is spliced from 34 exons. The coding region runs from base 62 to 7516 and encodes 2484 amino acids. Gene Ontology annotation, molecular function: ATP binding; ATP hydrolysis activity; lipid carrier activity. NCBI's taxonomy places the organism in Eukaryota, Choanoflagellata, Craspedida, Salpingoecidae. The record is from RefSeq and is a predicted model, not a curated record. Gene Ontology annotation, cellular component: membrane; intracellular membrane-bounded organelle. Gene Ontology annotation, biological process: lipid transport; transmembrane transport.